AUGCGUAAAGACAACUGGGAUAUACCUGGAAAUAACAUAUUAUCUUCUCCUAUAAAACAACCUGAUUAUGCUAGCUGUUGUUCGCAAUGUCAAGCAACUUCUGGAUGUAUUGCUUUUACAUAUUCACCAUUAAGUCAACGAUGUUCGCUGAAAAAAAGUAUGGGUACUGGUGGAAAUGCAACUGGCGACAGCAUUUCUGGUUACUAUUUCUAUCCAUUACGUGGAAGUUCAAUUGACAUUCAUCCAAAUGCUCAAUGGCAACAGGAUGGUAUCACUGUGGCUGGAGGCAAUGGGAAAGGCAAUUCACUCAAUCAAUUCUCUCUCCCAUGGGGUUUGUAUGUUGACGAUGAUGAAACAAUCUAUGUUGCUGAUUAUGAGAACCAUCGUAUUAUGAAAUGGGGAUCGGGUGCGACGAGUGGCCAAGUGGUUGCCGGUGGAAAUGGAAAAGGAAAUGGAGAUAAUCAGUUGUCUUAUCCAUAUGAUGUAAUUGUCGACAAAGAGAGAGAUUAUCUCAUCAUCUGUGAUUCUUUGAAUAAAAGAGUGGUUCGAUGGCCUCGUCUAGAUGGAACAAGUGGAGAAACAAUCAUCUCCAACAUUGGUUGUUGGGGUUUGACAAUGGACGAGUAUGGAUCUCUCUAUGUCGUUGACGAUGAUAACAAUGCAGUGAGACGAUAUAAAAUUGGUGACGCUGAAGGAACAGUGGUUGCAGGUGGUAAUGGACGAGGAAAUCUUCUCAAUCAAUUCAACGGACCCCGCUACGUAUUUGUCGAUCGACAUUAUUCGGUUUACGUAUGUGAGAGGAACAAUAAUCGUACAAUGAAAUGGGCAGAAGGUGAAAAGUUAGGCAUUAUCGUCGCUGGUAGUGCAGAAUCCGGAAAUGAUCUUAGACAAUUGGCAAUUCCUAAAGGAGUCGUUGUUGAUCAAUUUGACACUGUCUAUGUGGUUGAUGACGGGAACAAUCGAAUCAUGCGUUGGCCUAAAGCAGCCACAGAGGGAAGUAUCAUUAUUGGUGGAAACAAUAUAGGAAGCGGAUCGAACCAACUUAGUGGGCCCGUCGGUUUGUCAUUCGAUCGGCACGGUAAUCUCUAUGUUGUGGAUUGGGGAAAUGAUCGAGUACAAAAAUUUCAAAUCACGUGA
Rotaria sordida is the source of this 1137-nucleotide messenger RNA. The record is from the annotation of a GenBank genome assembly. NCBI's taxonomy places the organism in Eukaryota, Metazoa, Rotifera, Eurotatoria, Philodinida, Philodinidae.